AGGUAGUCUUUCUUGCCGUUAGAUCUUACUUCUUCCUAUGUUUGAUUGCUCGUCAGUCUGUUCUUAUCGACGGCGAGCCGCCAAAAGACGAUAGUCCGGUCUACCCCUUAGUACCUUUUGCCAUGACGGCCUUGCAGUUCAUAUUUUAUGUGGGAUGGAUGAAGGUAGCAGAAAGCCUCAUGAAUCCACUAGGUGAAGAUGACGACGAUUUUGAGUGCAAUUAUUUGAUCGACAGAAAUCUCAGGGUUGGCUUGACUAUAGUUGACGAUUGUUAUGGCGAUCUCCCUCUCCAGCAGAAAGAUAACUUCUGGGGUGUAGACACCAUCGAACCUUUGUACUCUGCGGAUUCCGCUGUAAAACCUGUAAAUCCACAAGUUGGUUCAGCAGCGCAGUAUGACUUUUUCAACCGAAUCAACUACCCCGUUGUUCAUAGACUGCCUUAUAGAGUGCAGCAAGAUGAAGUCGUCAUGAUGCCUCAUAUCUCCACUGAGGAUUUUGAUGAUAUAUCUAUGGAAGAUGCUGAAGCGAGACUUUUGCCGAGAGGAAUAUCUGUUGUUUCUGUAAAUCGACAGUGUGGCAGUCGGGCCAGCCUGGCUAGCAGGAAAAGCAGUUUCAUAGAUUCCGUGCGAAAGCAGUUCAGUCGAGACACUUUUGGCUUCAAUAUACUCUACCGAAUUUUACUGCGUCCGACCACUUUAUAAGU
This is a messenger RNA of Cylicostephanus goldi, 703 nucleotides long. Lineage: Eukaryota; Metazoa; Nematoda; Chromadorea; Rhabditida; Strongylidae. The record is from the annotation of a GenBank genome assembly.